Messenger RNA from Botrytis deweyae, 2832 nucleotides. RefSeq lists its product as uncharacterized. Gene Ontology annotation, cellular component: nucleus; cytoplasm; XPC complex. NCBI's taxonomy places the organism in Eukaryota, Fungi, Ascomycota, Leotiomycetes, Helotiales, Sclerotiniaceae. Bases 274 to 2823 code for a protein of 849 amino acids. The record is from RefSeq and is a predicted model, not a curated record. Gene Ontology annotation, molecular function: damaged DNA binding; single-stranded DNA binding. Gene Ontology annotation, biological process: nucleotide-excision repair; mismatch repair. The transcript is spliced from 2 exons.
UUGUAAAGACUCUUGUUCGAGCAUAAGUUUAUGUACGGGUAUUGAUUGCCGAUUUAUUAUAUAUGGCUUGGAACUUGACAUUCUCUUGCUUUAACGUACCUUCUAUGAUCGAUCAUUAAUCCACAAAGCCCUGAUAAGGCAUCGCGACCAAACCAGGUAGCAACACUUUCUAGGGACAUUUUUCUCGGACAAUGAGAUCACCAAGCACGACGCAUGUACGCAAUCGAUAUCAACAUCCACUGAAAUUCCAAUCACAAUACCUGACAAACAAAAAUGCCUCCAAAGACCAGGGGAAGAGCAAAGGGGAAAGGCAAAGCUGCGAGUCAAAAUGCAGUCCCAGAUGUAUAUCGUGAUAUGCUAGAAGAGGCCAUACCGUCGCAGUCAGCAGUACCCGAAAGACCUUUAAAGAGACGGAGAGUUGUUUUACGAGAUGCUGUAGUUACGGCAUCAGAAGCAGGGCCUUCGAAACCUUUUGUGGCGGAGUCACAUGACGAAGCUAAAGAUGAUGAAGAUGUCGAAUUUGAGGAUGUCAUGACGGCACCAACGAGUCUCAAUGGUGAAGGCCCGGAGGGGGACGUGAAUGGGCCCCAGCAGACUGCAUACAGAGAUUCGGAUGAAGAAACAGACGAGAGCGAUGCAGAUGUGGAAAUUGACUGGGAAAAUAUUAAUUUUAACACCAAAGACGAUGAACCAUCAGGAGAUCUAGAAUUAACCCUUACCAGACCAGAACCUCAACGUCGAACUGCUACCCCCAGACGUAAAACUCUCACUCAAGGAGACAGAAAUCUUCGAUUAGAGAUUCAUAAAUUGCAUCUUUUAUGUUUAUUGUCACAUGUUCAUAGAAGAAAUGAAUGGUGUAACGAUUCUGAAGUUCAGGAUUCUCUUAGACCGCUUUUGAAUAGGAAAAUAUUGUCAUUUUUGAGGCCGAGAAAGGAUCUAUCGCAAUUCAGUCAAGCUGAAUCGUUGAAAAAAGGUUUGGAUAUGGUGGCUGUUUUGUGGAGGACAAAGUUUCAGAUUACAAAGAGGGGAAUGAGGCGGGCAUUGUGGGCGGAUAGUGAGGACGAUAUUAAAAAUUACAAAUUGCCUGAAGAUGCAGAUGCUUCAUAUGAGAGGGUAGAUUUUAGGAACGCGGCGACGGUACUAAAAGGCUCUAGAGACUCAGGAGCGCAACUGUUCUGUGCAUUGUUACGAAGCGUAGAUGUUGAAGCCCGCUUAGUUUGUUCUUUACAACCCCUAUCCUUCACCACCGGCGGCCCAUCCAUGCCCAAACCACCCAAGCCGAAAGUGAGACCAACCAUUCCACCUCCACCCAUACCCUCACCAGGACCCAGUAACUCAACCCUUCUCUCAAAUCCACGCAGUCGUCUCGGACAUCCCGGGGCCGCCGGCUACAGUAUUCCUACAAUCAAUCCCGCACCUUUACCGCCACCCACCCCAAAAGCAAAACCUAUUCGCGAAUCUCCCUUCCCCAUAUUCUGGGUCGAAGUCCUCGACUCUGCUCACCAAAAAUGGAUUCCCAUCGACCCCCUAGUCACAGAAACAAUCUCUAAACCCCGCUCCUUUGAGCCACCUCUCACAGAUAAAGAAAACGCGCUCUCUUAUGUCCUUGCCUUUUCCUCAGAUUCAUCCGCACGGGACGUAACACGUCGUUACGCCAAGGCUCCCAAUUCCAAAACCCGCAAACAACGCAUCGAAUCCAUGCCCGGAGGACAAAAAUGGUGGAACAAAGUCCUCUCCCACUAUUCCCGUGGUUGGAAGACAGAUGUGGAACAAAUCGAAGAUGGGGAAUUGGCAGCAUUAGAAGGAAGAGAACCUAUGCCAAAAAAUGUACAGGAUUUCAAAGACCAUCCGGUUUAUGCACUUGAACGCCAUUUGCGAAGAAAUGAAGUUAUUGUUGCGGAAAGAGAAAGUGGGAAAGUAGCCACUGGGAAUGCGAAUGCGAAUGGAAUCAAGAAAUUAGAAAAUGUAUAUCGUAGGAAAGACGUUCACAUAUGCAAAAGUGCAGAUGCAUGGUAUCGACUUGGUCGCGAGGUAAAAAUGGGCGAAGAACCCGUCAAAGUCGUACCAUCUCGAAACCCACGAAAAAACGAUUUUGCAGACGAAGAAGAAAGAGAAGAAAGAGCAGGCACAGCCCUCUACACACAAUUACAAACUGAACUCUUCAUUCCACCCCCAAUAGUAAAUGGUCGGGUGCCCAAAAACUCGUUCGGAAAUAUAGAUAUAUAUGUACCAUCUAUGGUUCCUAAAGGGGGCGUUCAUAUCUCAGCACCCGAAUCUGUAUAUGCGGCAAAGUUGCUGGGUAUAGAUUUUGCAGCCGCGCUUACGGGAUUUGAAUUUAGAGGGAGACAUGGGACGGCGGUUUUAAGGGGAAUUGUGGUGGCGAAAGAGUAUAGAGAGGCAGUAGAAGAGAUUGUCAGGGGAUUUAGGGACGAGAGGGAGAGGGAAAUAGAGGAAGAAAAGAGGGAAGUGGUGUUGAGGCUUUGGAGGAAGUGGUUACUGGGGUUGAGGAUCAAGGAGACGGUGGAUGGGUAUUUUGAUGAUGAGGAAGGGGAGGACGAUGCUGAGGUUGAUGAAGAGGAUGGGGCUCACGAUGAGAAGGAGGAAGCGGAGCCCGGGGUGGAGGACGGUGGAUUUGUGAGAGAUGACGAGGAAGAAAAUGAGGGUGGAUUCGUGAAGGAGGAUGAAAAUGAUGAUGGGGAUGAAGGGGGUGGUUUCGUAAGAGAAGAUGAGAUUAUGGAGAGCGAUGAUAGCAGUGAGCUGAGCGAUACGUAUACAGAUGAUGAAUAUGACGAUGAUAUGGGUGGUGGAUUUAUUCCAGAAUAGAAUCAUAUA